Messenger RNA from Carya illinoinensis, 800 nucleotides. RefSeq lists its product as uncharacterized. Lineage: Eukaryota; Viridiplantae; Streptophyta; Magnoliopsida; Fagales; Juglandaceae. The coding region runs from base 339 to 608 and encodes 89 amino acids. The transcript has a single exon. The record is from RefSeq and is a predicted model, not a curated record.
GUUGUCCUAAAGAGUUAUAUUCUAAAAAAGGGACAAAUACAAUAUCCACUUUUUGUCUCGCUAGAUAGAGUACCGUCUUCUGUGAGAAAUUUAUUAGAUGCUGUCAUUACAAUAAAAUUUCUUAAAUAAUCUUUUUGAAAAAAGAAAACAGAAUCCAUAAAUAAUAAUAAUAAUAAUAAUAAUAAUAAUAAAUAAAAUAGUAUACCUCCUCUACCAGUGACCAAAGAACGUCACAAUUCACAAGGCCAAGUGAACGCGAUAGCAAUAGCCAUUGCACUGCUGCACACCAAACCAACCAUUGAGAAUCCCAAAAGCCUCGGAAGUCGGCCUGCGUCUUCAUGUACACAUAUCGGGAAGCUCAAACAGUUUCUCACGGAUAUCUCACUCUUUCUUUGCGCCCAUUAGUGAUGAUGGAGAACCAGAGCGUGGUGGAGUCGAUAAAGUCGAAAUUGCGGGCGCUGAAGAAGUCGAAGAAGCCGUACGUGAAGAUGGACACGAGCUCCAGCGUCAAGGUCGAGAUCCGCAGCAGAAAGGCCCGCAAGCUCAUUGACAAGACCCUUAAGGUAGCCGACCGUCCCGGCAAGGGCAGUAUUGCUUCUUCUUCAUAAUUCUGCCAUUCUGUUUUGGACAAAAUAUGAUAUUGUAUUGGAUAAUGGAUAGAUAUAUCUGCCCUCUCUCUAUCCGUGUUUCUUGGGUUUUGAUCUUUUUAUCUGUGCUUUAAAUUGGUUGUUGGAGUUCCCUGUUGUGCCUACAGAUUCUGGGUUUAUAUUCUUACGUCCUAAGGUUUCAAAGCAUUAAAA